This is a messenger RNA of Porites evermanni, 5475 nucleotides long. NCBI's taxonomy places the organism in Eukaryota, Metazoa, Cnidaria, Anthozoa, Scleractinia, Poritidae. The record is from the annotation of a GenBank genome assembly.
AUGUACAGCAAAGAAGAAUUUGUCCAGGUCAUCAAGAUUGCAUAUCGUGUUUCGUCGUACCUUUUAAGAACAAAUCGUGUUCAAAAAGCCAUCGAAUUAUGUAAGGAAAAUUUGUUUCUUGUUAACCACAAGUUACUGAAAAGUGAAAAGGAGUUUGUCAUUCGGUGCAAGAUGAUGAUUCAUAUACAAAUGUUUCUGGGGUACAAACACACUAAGGAACACAGCAAUGCAAUCGAAAUUGGCAGAAAGAUUAUUGCCGCUUCUCGAAACACUGGCCAGAGAGAUUUAGAAGGAGAAACGACCAUUUUUGUGGCCCAAUUAUAUAGACACCAGUGCGAUUAUAAUGAAGCAACAGAGCUUUACACCAAAGCACUAAGCAUCGCGACACAAACUGGGAACAAAGAAAUGGAAGGACUUUGCUACAUAAACUUAGGAAACAUCUUUCAGUGUCUGGGUGUAUGUGCCAAGGCUACAGAGUAUCACGAAAAAGCGCUUGCAAUCGCACAGGAAAAUGGCAACAGAGAAACAGAGGUCGCAUGCUAUGGAAACCUCGUACGUACGUUUGCGUCCUUUGGAGAAUAUGUCAAGGCUAAAGAAUAUCAAGAAAAAGCACUUGUAGUCGUAGAAAAGAAUGGCAAUUGGAAAGAAAAAGCUGCAUGCUAUGGAAACCUAGGAAGAUUCUCUUUCUCUCUCUGUGAGUAUGCCAAAGCUAAAGAAUAUCAAGAAAAAACACUCGCAAUUGCAGAAAAAGUUGGCGACAGGAAAACAAAAGCCGAAUGCUAUUUAGACCUAGGAAAUAUCUUUCAGUCCCUUGGAGAAUAUUUCAGGGCUAAUGAAUAUUACGAAAAAGCACUUGCAAUCGCAGAAAAAAUUAGCGACAGGAAAACAGAGGCUGCAUGCUAUGCAAACCUAGGAAGUAUCUUUGAGUAUGUUGGUGAAUACGUCAAGGCUAAAGAAUAUCAAGAAAAAGCACUUGUAGUCGUAGAAAAGAAUGGCAAUUGGAAAGAAAAAGCUGCAUGCUAUGGAAACCUAGGAAGAAUCUCUUUCUCUCUUUGUGAGUAUGCCAAAGCUAAAGAAUAUCAAGAAAAAACACUCGCAAUUGCAGAAAAAGUUGGCGACAGGAAAACAAAAGCCGAAUGCUAUUUAGACCUAGGAAAUAUCUUUCAGUCCCUUGGAGAAUAUUUCAGGGCUAAUGAAUAUUACGAAAAAGCACUUGCAAUCGCAGAAAAAAUUAGCGACAGGAAAACAGAGGCUGCAUGCUAUGCAAACCUAGGAAGUAUCUUUGAGUAUGUUGGUGAAUACGUCAAGGCUAAAGAAUAUCAAGAAAAAGCACUUGCAAUCGCAGAAAAAAUUAGCGACAGGAAAACAGAGGCUGCAUGCUAUGCAAACCUAGGAAGUAUCUUUGAGUAUGUUGGUGAAUACGUCAAGGCUAAAGAAUAUCAAGAAAAAGCACUUGCAAUCGCAGAAAAAAUUAGCGACAGGAAAACAGAGGCUGCAUGCUAUGCAAACCUAGGAAGUAUCUUUGAGUAUGUUGGUGAAUACGUCAAGGCUAAAGAAUAUCAAGAAAAAGCACUUGCAAUCGCAGAAAAAAUUAGCGACAGGAAAACAGAGGCUGCAUGCUAUGCAAACCUAGGAAGUAUCUUUGAGUAUGUUGGUGAAUACGUCAAGGCUAAAGAAUAUCAAGAAAAAGCACUUGCAAUCGCAGAAAAAAAUAGCGACAGGAAAACAGAGGCUGCAUGCUAUGCAAACCUAGGAAGUAUCUUUGAGUAUGUUGGUGAAUACGUCAAGGCUAAAGAAUAUCAAGAAAAAGCACUUGCAAUCGCCAAAACCAUUGGCGACAAGAAAACAGAGGCUACAUGCUAUGCAAACCUAGGAAGUAUCUUCGUGUCUGUUGGUGAAUACGUCAGGGCUAAAGAAUAUCAAGAGAAAACACUUGAAAUCGCAGAAAAAAUUGGCGACUGGAAAACAAAAGCUACAUGCUUUUUAAGGCUUGGAAGUAUAUUUCAGACUCUCGGUGAAUAUGUUAAGGCUAAAGAAUAUCAAGAAAAGGCACUUGUUAUCGCAAAAAAAAUUGGCGACAAGGAAACAGAAGCUGCAUGCUAUAGAAAUCUGGAGAGAAACUCUUACUCUCUCUGUGAGUAUGUAAAAGCUAAAGAAUAUUACGAAAAAACAGUUGCAAUUGCAGAUAAAAUUGCCAGCAAGGGAACAGAAGCUGCAUGCCGUGUACGCCAAGGAAGACUUUUUCUUUCACUCGGUGAAUUUGUGAAGGCUAAAGACUGUCUUGAAAGAGCGCUCGCAUUGCACAGAGAGACAGGGGAAAUAAAAAGAGAGCCGCUACUUCACUUGCUUAUUUCACUUUGUUUGAUGAAUGCUGGUAACAUGCCUGAAGCUAAAUCUCAUCUCUUUGCUUGCAUUAGUAAGGGAGAGGUAAUUCGACGUUUUCUGAAAGAUCAUGAACAAUUCAAGAUAUCGUAUUUUGACAAGGUUGGUUUUCUUUAUCGAAUUAUCAGUCUUGUGCUUUGCUUUAGGGGGAAUCCUCGUGAGAGUCUUCACGCGGAGGAGAUUGGACGAGCAAGAGCCCUGGCAGACCUAAUGUCAAGCCAGUACUCAAUAGAAAACGAAAUAUCGGUCCAUACACAGGCACAGGCGCCGGCUGGUAUUGAAAAGAUCAUGAAAACACAAAAUAACUGUGCUUGCCUUUACAUUUCAUACUUUGAAAAAUUUAUCAACCUGUUUGUUAUCAAAGCAGACAAAGAAUUACUUUUGCGAUCAACAAUCGUGAAAUUCUGUUUCGCUGGGUCAGAAAGCAGAGUGUCUGACAUUUUUAACACCGAAAAAUUCAGAGAGGUACAUUGCUUAGCUCCAGGUCAGUGCGAGGAUCGAUCCUGGCUUCCUUCAAAUGUUCGCUCCGAGCAGACGCGCAAGUCAUCUCAAGGAAAUAGCCUCACGGGGUGCCGCCCUGUAGAAGAGGAUGAAGACGAACAGCAGCCCAUCCUUACUCUUGCAGAUGGCUACAGAAUGAUCAUCGCUCCUGUAGCCGACUUUCUUGAUAAACCUGAAAUCAUCAUUGUCCCUGAUCGCUUGUUCUUCCGAGUUCCAUUUGCAGCGUUAAAGGACGAAAGAGGAAAGUAUUUAUCAGAGUCUUGCAGGAUUCGAAUCGUUCCCUCUUUGGCGACUCUCAAGCUCAUUCAGGACAGUCCAGCAGACUAUCACAGUCAGACUGGUGCACUGAUAGUGGGGGAUCCUGAGGUUGGUGAGGUGUUGUACAAGGGAAAUCUUCAGCACGUAUCAAGGCUGCCUUUUGCAAGCGAGGAAGCAGAGAUGGUCGGAGAUUUGCUGGAUAUACAACCCCUUCUAGGAGAGCAAGCAACAAAGGAGACGAUACUCCAAAGCAUACAUUCAGUAAGUCUCAUACAUUUUGCUGCACAUGGUGAUGCGGAACGAGGAGAAAUUGUUCUUGCUCCUCCACCCUUCAUUGAUAGAAAACCUGAAGAAGAAGACUACUUGUUGACCAUGGCAGACAUCUCAAAAAUUCGGCUGCGAUAGAAAACACUUGAAAUCGCAGAAAAAAUUGGCGACUGGAAAACAAAAGCUACAUGCUUUUUAAGGCUUGGAAGUAUAUUUCAGACUCUCGGUGAAUAUGUUAAGGCUAAAGAAUAUCAAGAAAAGGCACUUUUUAUCGCAAAAAAAAUUGGCGACAAGAAAACCGAAGCUGCAUGCUAUGGAAAUCUGGAGAGAAACUCUUACUCUCUCUGUGAGUAUGUCAAAGCUAAAGAAUAUUACGAAAAAACAGUUGCAAUUGCAGAAAAAAUUGCCAGCAAGGGAACAGAAGCUGCAUGCCGUGUACGCCAAGGAAGACUUUUUCUUUCACUCGGUGAAUUUGUGAAGGCUAAAGACUGUCUUGAAAGAGCGCUCGCAUUGCACAGAGAGACAGGGGAAAUAAAAAGAGAGCCGCUACUUCACUUGCUUAUUUCACUUUGUUUGAUGAAUGCUGGUAACAUGCCUGAAGCUAAAUCACAUUUCUUUGCUUGCAUUAGUAAGGGAGAGGUAAUUCGACGUUUUCUGAAAGAUCAUGAACAAUUCAAGAUAUCGUAUUCUGACAAGAUUGGUCAUCUUCAUCGAAUUAUAAGUUUUGUUCUUUGCUUCAGGGGGAAUCCUCAUGAGAGUCUUUACGCGGAGGAGAUUGGACGAGCAAGAGCCCUGGCAGACCUAAUGUCAAGCCAGUACUCAAUAGAAAACGAAAUAUCGGUCCAUACACAGGCGCCGGCUGGUAUUGAAAAGAUCAUGAAAACACAAAAUAACUGUGCUUGCCUUUACAUUUCAUACUUUUCAAAAUGUAUCAACCUGUUUGUAAUCAAAGCAGACAAAGAAUUACUUUUGCGAUCAACAAUCGUGAAAUUCUGUUUUGCUGGGUCAGAAAGCAGAGUGUCUGACAUUUUUUACACCGAAAAAUUCAGAGAGGUACGUUGCUUAGCUCCAGGUCAGUGCGAGGAUCGAUCCUGGCUUCCUUCAAAUGUUCGCUCCGAGCAGACGCGUAAGUCAUCUCAAGGAAAUAGCCACACGGGGUGGCGCCCUGUAGAAGAGGAUGAAAACGAACAGCAGCCCAUCCUUACUCUUGCAGAUGGCUAUAGAAUAAUCAUCGCUCCUGUAGCUGACGUUCUUGAUAAACCUGAAAUCAUCAUUGUCCCUGAUCGCUUGUUCUUCCGAGUUCCAUUUGUAGCGUUAAAGGACGAAAGAGGAAAGUAUUUAUCAGAGUCUUUCAGGAUUCGAAUCGUUCCCUCUUUGGCGACUAUCAAGCUCAUUCAGGACAGUCCAACAGACUAUCACAGUCAGACUGGUGCACUGAUAGUGGGAGAUCCUGAGGUUGGUGAGGUGUUGUACAAGGGAAAUCUUCACCACGUAUCAAGGCUGCCUUUUGCAAGCGAGGAAGCAGAGAUGGUCGGAAAUUUGCUGGAUAUACAACCCCUAAUAGGAAAGAAAGCAACAAAGGAGACGAUACUCCAAAGCAUACAUUCAGUAAGUCUCAUACAUUUCGCUGCCCAUGGUGAUGCGGAACGAGGAGAAAUUGUUCUUGCUCCUCCACCCUUCAUUGAUAGAAAACCUGAAGAAGAAGACUACUUGUUGACCAUGGCAGACAUCUCAAAAAUUCGGCUGCGAACCAGAUUGGUAGUCCUUAGCUGUUGUCACAGUGCACAAGGACAGAUCAAAACGGAGGGGGUGGUUGGAAUUGCUCGCGCGUUUUUAGGAUCUGGUGCACGUUCAGUGUUGGUGGCACUGUGGGCCAUACAAGACGAAGCAACAAAACAGUUCAUGGGUCGUUUCUACGAACACCUUGUUCGUGGAGAAAGUGCCAGUGAAUCUCUUCACCAAGCCAUGAAGUGGAUGAGAGAAAACGGAUUCUCUGAUGUGGAGCAGUGGGCACCUUUUAUGCUGGUUGGAGAUAAUGUGACAUUGGAUUUUCAAAAGUUGCGGUAA